CGGUAUAGACGUGUCUGUCGUGCAUGAGGCUGCAUGCGCAAAAGCAAAAAAGCAGGCGGCACAUCGUCGAGCUCCACGCUGGACUGUUUCUCACCUGAGUGACUUGUCUCUCCCUCUUCUCACCACGACAUCAACAAACAAAGCGUGGACUGGUUUUAGCGCACCGGGUGAUACGAUUUGAUCGUUUUUUUUUCUUUUCUUUUUAACCGUCCGAGCGUCUGCCGUCACUUCAGGACAGGGGGAAUAUUGAACGCACCGCGAAAUAACUGUCCUACGUCUUUUUUUUGAAUUGCUUAGGAAUUGCUUUUUUUCUUCUUCUUUUUUUCUGCACUUGACUGAGUUGACAUUGGUGCCGGGAUGGAUUCCUUCAUCGUGGCGGCUCUGGUGCUGUGCUCGCUCACGGCCACAGCCUGCGGGGACAAAGGCUCCGGCAAAGCCAGGAGUUGUACGGAUAUAAGGCACUUUUAUAGCGGCAAAGGAUUCUCCCUGGACGGCGUUCCUCAAUCCGAAAUAUCCGGAGAGCACCUGCGCAUCUGUCCCCAGGGUUACACCUGCUGCACCAGCGACAUGGAGGAAAACCUAGCCAUGCUGAGCCGAGGAGAGAUGGAGGGAGUUCUCAAAGACGCGGGACGCUCCUUGCAGGUGUCCCUCGGAGGACAGUAUAAGGCCUUCAAUAGCUAUUUUCUGGAGUUGCUGAACAGCUCAGCCAUUACACUACAAGAGACGUUCUUGUCCACCUGGAAGUCUUUCUUCUCCCAGAAUACCCGUGUGUUCACUGAGCUCUACACAGAUUUGAGGCACUACUACCGAGGCUCCAACGUCAACCUGGAAGAAGCUCUCAAUGAAUUCUGGGCAAGGCUUCUAGAGAGACUGUUCUUCCAUGCAAACAAGCAGUAUUCGAUUGGGGAUGAGUACCUGGAGUGUGUUUCUAAACAGCUGGAGACACUUCACCCCUUCGGAGAGGUGCCCCGUGACGUCAAGACGAAGGUCACACGAACAUUUGUGGCCGCUCGUUCCUUUGUUCAAGGACUGGUCGUCAGUGGGGAAGUGAUUCGAAAAGUGUCCCAGGUGCCAUUGAGCCAGGAGUGCAUCCGAGCCAUUAUGAGGAUGACCUACUGUCCCCACUGCCGAGGUAUGGCCUCCGCCAGACCUUGCGUCAACUACUGCAGCAACGUCUUGAAGGGAUGUCUGGCCAACCAGGCUGACCUCAACACCGAGUGGCGGCACUUGGCAGAAACUAUGAUGCAAGUGUCUGACCGCUUCGAUGGCCCAUCUGGUUUGGAUGUUGUGGUCCUCUCUCUUCCCUACCGCAUUUCAGAAGCUAUGAUGACCAUGGUAGAAAAUAUGGAGGCAACCAACAACAAGUUGCUCCUGGCUUGUGGCCCGCUCCGAGAAAAAUCAGUCGGCGGUACAGAAGUGGACGUCUUCCCGAAGAACGAAAAGGUUACAGUUGAGGAGAGGUCAUCGAGCAGUGCGAAUAAACUUGGCCGACUGGUGUCUGAUGUAACCAUGAGGCUGAGGGACAUGCAACCAUAUUGGAUUUCUCUCCCGAAAAUGCUGUGCAGCGACAGAGUGGCCACCGGUGCAGGCGCUGAAGAUAGGUGCUGGAACGGAAUGACCCGCGCCAGGUAUCUCCCCGAGGUCAUUGGCGAUGGCCUGGCGAGCCAGAUCAACAACCCCGAAGUGGAAAUCGACAUUACCAAGCCGGAUAUGGCAAUAAGGCAGCAGAUAAUGCAGCUGAAGAUCAUGACGCACCGCCUGAAGAAUGCUCUCAACGGAAACGACGUGGACUUCCAGGACACCAGCGAUGAUUCCAGCGGUUCUGGAAGCGGCACCAUUUGCACCGACGAAGUGUGUUCCCGGGGCCCUCGUCUCCUGGCCCCCGUCACCGAGCGACCCGUGUACCCCUACCCUCCCGAAAACAAGAAGGUGGUGAAAGACUCAGUCAGUCAGAACCUCCCCUGCGUCGUCACUUGUCUCCUGUCACUGCUCGUUUUGCUGCUGCGGCUGCGAUAAUUGCCAGCGAGGAGAGUGGCCAGCUGGGACUGAGGUCGGGACUGGGUUUGGGCUUCGUGAGGGUUCUAAAUGGUGGGGGAGGAGUCGAAAGGUUUGGGUGGUAGUUACUCUGCCAAAACUUCACUUCAUAUAAAGAACUUGGACGGACUUUCUUUUGGGUUCGGAUGAGAAGAAAAAUGGAAUUACAAGUAUUCAAAAAUGCGCUCUUGUCUUUCAUCUCUCGCUAUAAUAUGACACUGUUAGAGCUGAUCGUGUUAUGUUUUAAUGUUUCUGGUGUUUGGGAUAAUUGGAGAUCCAAUGUGUACCUAUACGACAUGUGUAACACUAACACUUCAUAGGGAGAGGAAGACGCUCUCUUUAAUUCAUUUCUUAGUCCUCCUUUAAUGGCACUUAGUAAUUUGAUGGUAUUAUUUAUUUGUUGAUAACCGACCACAGACGCCAGAGUGGUUUAAUCACUCCUUAAUGUUUCUAUAGAAGUUAAAUUUUGAUCAUUUUUUUAGGCAAACUAACCUGGAUGGCACAACCAAUAGAUUUAUCAAGCCUCGAAAUCAGCACUUUUUGGACCAUGUCAGAGGUACAAAUAGUUAUGAUUCAUACUGGAGUGAUUAUUCCAAGCGGGAGAAACCGGAUCUCGCCCAUGGUCCCAACCAUCCCUACAUAAAAACCCCCACCCUUGAGUCAGGUUUCAAAUGACAGUCCGUCCCUCCCCCUGUCCUCACAGGCUUUACAGGUCAGAAUUUUGGCUAUCAGAACAGAAGCAGGCGCCAUGUGGUCAGGUUGCCGCAGGGCAGAACUACAAAGUGCAGCCGCGCAAACACCCAUCGUUACUGUAAUUUCACCUUUUAAAUUGCACAAAUGUCAUACGGCCGUUUGCCUCGGUGUGUCGUUCAAUAUCGACGGCAGCCACAAAACAGGAUGGUCGCAAUGUUAUUUAUUUGAGUGAAAAAUUGCCAAUUCGCUUUUUAUUCAAUGGGAAAUCGUCUUAUUCGCCGGUCAUCUAAAGCCUCCACCAUUCUCCCUCAUUCCUCAAUUCACAUGAAAUCCAUCUUUUGUUCUUUUUUGUGGUGUCAGGGCAACACCAAUCAAGCACGCCAUUGUGUCAAAACUUACUGGGAGCACACUCGGAGGUUAGUUAAGAUUCUCUUAAGAAAUAUAACCCGUGUUGUUCUGUAAACACCUCGUAAAAAUGUGGACGGAGUGGGGGGAGCUUAAAAAUGUUUCGGAAAAAAUCAAAAGGGGAUGAUUUUUACCCCAAUACAGUGUUCCCCCGCUAUUCAAUGGCGGUGCUUGGUCCCUCUCCCUCACAAAUAAUGGAAGCUCCCACAACGAGUUAGUAAAAUGCCGCCAAAGCACUACCUUUGUCUAAAUGAAGCUCCUCCACUCAUUUCAACAUAGUUCCUUGGCAGCAAGAUGCGUUCUUGAAGUUUUUCAGCAAAUAACAGAUCCUAGGUUUCCCACACAAAAUAUGCAAAAUAGGCGAACUCGCAAAUGCUGAAGUGCAAAUAUGCAGGGGUUCACUGUAUUCUAAUAGAUGGACUAAUGGUAUGUGAUGCUGAAAUAUGGUGGACACAAGAUGGAGGAUGCUUUUAUUUUUUUAAGUGCACCAUUGCCUCAGCAGCACACUGAGACAAUCCACUAUAACUAGACAUGAAACAAAAAAAAAAUUUUUAAUUAACUCUUUGUCGUAACAAUGUUUAGAAUGAGAUAAGCAGCACCGUCCUGUGUCAAAUGUGCCAACUUUUCACUGCCAUUGCCAAACAUCUUGCUGUUGUCACUGACUCUUACAAUUUACAAGGACGAAAUCGGACAUAUUGGCAAUUUAUUCAUCAGACAAACGUUACAUACGUCCAUAGCAUAUGGAAGAAGCACACGAGGCCACAACAGGCGGGCACCUCCUGACCGCAAACUGUUGAGAUGGCAAGUCAUCCAACGUGGUCAUGUUGAGGUCAGAACAUCGUCUCGUCGGUCGUCUCUCGCGGUUCACUUUUCGCGAACUUUUAAAUCGUACAUCCUCUGUGUAAUUUCAUAUCACAGAUAUUUCGCUGUAUCGCGAGAUUUUCCGGUGAUCAUACUCCAACUACUAUGGCCACAACUGACGCCCGAAUGCAUUCUACACGCAGACUGGCUAACAGGUUAGCCAGUUAGCAGCCAAAUGCUAUCCUGAGCCAACAGCAGCCAACUCUGCAAUCUCAUUCACUGACUCCCAAAUCACUCAACAGGCCAGGUCCCGCCUUUUAUAGCCACACACAUUCAAAGUCACAGAUACUACAGUGGAGAACAUGAUGUUGGUGACCCAAGUGGAUAAAAAUAAUACCUGCAUCUCACGUGUAUUUUCUGUUGGUUAAAUUUGCAAAUGCCAUCAAGAAGUAUUAUAACAAAGAUAAAAUAACCAAAAAGCAACCUUUUUGUUUUCUGUUUAUAUGAAAAGAACAAAAAAAAAUGCACCUGUGUCUAUGAUACUCCACAUCUAUGUUAAGACGUUGGGAGUUCUGUCAAAAGUUUAAUAAGCACAUUUUUUAAUUGUAGCUCUGAAAAUGGGAUGUUGUCAUGUGUGUUUGUGUAGCACGGAUGUGUGUGUGUGUUCGCAUCUUUCAAUGACUUCUGCCUUCGACUGCCUUUGUCACUUUGUCCGGUGGUGGGGUCAAGUUUGACAUUAAAAAUCUUUGUGAAUAAGAUAGCUUUUCAAAACCAAACCAAAACAAACAGAAAGAAAAAAAUACCACUGGGGAUUGAUUUUCGCAGCCCUCGAGAUGAAUCCGAAUGUGAAAUUACACAUUUGUCCUUAUAAUGAAUGAGAAGGGACUCCAGCUGUGAUGGUGACAUUCCAAUUCAAAUACCACUUCCAUCUUUAUACUUGCUGCUUCACAAUGUGAGCGCUCAAACACUUCAUCUGCUUCUUUCGGCCUUUGCCUCCAUUUCGCUUUUGGUUCUACUCAAAGCCACCACCACCCGCGUGAGUGUAUGCAAAUGAGCAAAUGAGCAUGGCCUAGUGAGACGUCUAUAUGGUGAAAACACAAAACGAGAGCAAGGUUUGAGUUUAAACGCUAAUCUUUAAUCGCGAGCAAUGCCUCAUCCUUCAUUUAGGUGGACAUGGUUUAGAAUUACCUUAAUGCUCCACUGAGUUCAAUUUCUUGUUUUUAUUUACCUUUUGGUUCUGUUGUUAUGGGAAAUCUGCGGCAAGGAGGAGUGACGGAAAGAGGUUGAAAAAGAACAAUGCAGAUGUCUUGUUUGCUGUUGUAUCAAAAUCUUCAAAAUUGUCAACUAUAAACACAAGAUUUUCAAUUA
Phyllopteryx taeniolatus (common seadragon) is the source of this 5301-nucleotide messenger RNA. RefSeq names its product glypican 1b (gene gpc1b). Lineage: Eukaryota; Metazoa; Chordata; Actinopteri; Syngnathiformes; Syngnathidae. The coding region runs from base 358 to 2016 and encodes 552 amino acids. Gene Ontology annotation, molecular function: fibroblast growth factor binding. Gene Ontology annotation, biological process: negative regulation of fibroblast growth factor receptor signaling pathway; regulation of protein localization to membrane; cell migration. The transcript has 10 exons. The record is from RefSeq and is a predicted model, not a curated record. Gene Ontology annotation, cellular component: extracellular region; cell surface; plasma membrane.